Nerophis lumbriciformis (worm pipefish) is the source of this 621-nucleotide messenger RNA. The record is from RefSeq and is a predicted model, not a curated record. NCBI's taxonomy places the organism in Eukaryota, Metazoa, Chordata, Actinopteri, Syngnathiformes, Syngnathidae.
AUGGAUAAAGUUGUUCUUUUCCUGUCGCUGGCGGCGACGCUGUCCGCCGUGCGUUCUCAGCCCGUCCCGGACAGCCAGCGAGUGUUCGCCAUCGCCGUGAGUCGAGUGCAGCACCUCCACCUGCUGGCCCAGAGACUCUUUUCGGAUUUUGAGGCUUCUCUGCAGAUGGAGGAUCAGCGUCAGCUCAACAAAAUCUUCCUUCAAGAUUUCUGCAAUUCCGAUUACAUCGUCAGUCCCCUGGACAAGCACGAAACGCAACGGAGCUCGGUUGUAAAGCUGUUGUCGAUUUCGUACCGGUUGGUGGAAUCCUGGGAAUUCCCCAGCCGUUCUCUCUCUGGGAGCGGAGCCCCUCGAAAUCAGGUUUCCUCCAAACUGGCCGAACUCAAGAUGGGAAUUCUACUGCUGAUCAGGGCCAAUCAGGACGAAGCAGAUAUGUCGAUCGAUAGCUCUGCCCUCCAACUGGCGCCGUACGGGAACUACUAUCAAAGCGCCACGGACGAAGAGUCCUUGAGACGAAUGUACGAACUGCUGGCGUGCUUCAAGAAGGACAUGCACAAGGUGGAGACUUACUUGACGGUCGCCAAGUGUCGGCUAUCGCCCGAGGCCAACUGCACCCUGUAG